AUGGCCUCGUUUGCGAGUAAUACCUUUUCUCACCAAUUAUAUGCGGCUUUCCGGCCAGCAUACUCAACACAGCUCUACUCCGCCGUGCUUGCAUAUCAUAGAGGUCCAUCAAGGACAGCCCUUGACUUGGGGACAGGCCAUGGUUUAGUCGCCCGCGAGCUCAGUCCACAUUUCCAGCGGGUUCUCGCCAGUGAUCCAUCGGCAGGAAUGAUCCAAGAGGCACGUCAGUUGUCCACUGCUUUUCCCAACAUAACUUUCCACCAAGGAAGAGCCGAAGAGUGUCCUUUUGCUGCAGAUGCGCAAGUAGACCUAGUAACCGCUGCGCAGAGCGCGCACUGGUUCGACUAUGCCAAGCUGUGGCCGGAGAUGCGAAGAAUUGUUCGAUCCGGAGGCACGCUGGCUUUCUGGGGCUACAAGGACCAUGUGCUCGUGUCCUACCCCAGAGCAACCAAUAUCAUUAAUGAGUAUGCGUAUGGGCAAGAUCCUUGGCUGCUGGGAAGCUACUGGCAACAGCCUGGUCGGAGUAUAGUGCAACAGAAACUGCGAGCUGUUCAGCCGCCGGUCGAGGACUGGGAAGAUGUCUCUCGUGAUGAGUACGAGCCUGGAGCAGAGGGAGGGACACGGUUCAUGCAUGCGAGGAUGACUUUGGGGUCCAUGGAGGAAUACGUCAGAACAUGGAGCUCGUUUCACGCAUGGCAGAGGAAAUGGCCUGAUAGGACGAGGAGGGCUCCUGGGAAUACCGAUCAACGUGGUGAUGUUAUUGAUGAGAUGAUGGACAAGAUUCGAGAAACUGAACCGUCUUUCCAGCGAGAUGAUUGGAAGGAUGUGGAGGUGGACGUUGAAUGGGGGAGUGCGUUGAUAUUGGCGCGGAGGAGGUAG
Molecule: messenger RNA, 879 nt
Organism: Aspergillus pseudoviridinutans
Lineage: Eukaryota; Fungi; Ascomycota; Eurotiomycetes; Eurotiales; Aspergillaceae
Product: putative S-adenosylmethionine-dependent methyltransferase
Exons: 2
Coding region: 1-879 (292 amino acids)
Molecular function (GO): S-adenosylmethionine-dependent methyltransferase activity
Source: RefSeq, a predicted model, not a curated record